AUGAUUUUACAUGGGGAUGGUUCAGCCAAUAUUUUUGUCAAAGAUGGACUUUUACCUUUCAGUUAUUAUGAAAAAGAAAGUGAAGCAGAAACGAAAACUAAUUUUUUAAAAAAAAGCAACCAAGAUAGAACUUAUUUUAACAAGGAAACAAACAAUAAAUUUGACAUAGUAGUUAGUAAUCCUCCUUUUAGCGUAAGCUUAGCCAAUGAAGCAAAAGAACACUUAAAGGACAAGUUUAUCUUUGGAGAUAAAAGGAAUUCAGAAAAUCUAUUUAUUGAAAGAUGGUAUCAAUUAUUAAAGCCUAAUGGUCGUUUGGGAGUGGUUUUGCCCGAAAGUGUCUUUGAUACUACCGAAAAUAAGCAUAUAAGGUUAUUCAUUUACAAAUACUUUGAAGUAAAAGCGGUUAUCAGUCUACCACAAUUAACUUUUAAGCCAUUUACUCCUACUAAAACCAGUCUUUUAUUUGCUCGAAAAAAGACUAAACAAGAAAUAGAGGAAUGCGAAAAUUUAUUAAAAGUUUAUCUCAAAGGCGAAAAACGAAGUAGGUUUUCUUCAAUAAAAAAUUUGAGCGAAAGCGAAGAAAGGAUGAUUUUACUUAGAAUACUUAAAGAUUGUAUAGAAGAAAAUGAUGAAAAACUUUCAAGUGAAGAAAUUGUAAAAAAAUAUCAAAAAGAACUUGUUGAACUUAGUAAUUAUGAUAAUGACACCAAAGAUUAUUUUGGUUUGAAUGAAAUAAAUUUUAAAGAUAUGCUGCUAGAAAAGAAUUAUCUCACAACUAACUUUGAAAACAUUGGAAAACAAAAAUUUUUAAGGUUAGAUUUUGGUUAUAGGAACUUUUUUGAUAUCCAAGAGGAAAAGGUAUUUUCCGCCAAAAACUACAUUAGAUUAAGAGAGAUUUUAGAGCUAAUAGUCAGCAAAAAAGUAGCAAAAGGAGAAUUAGAAGAACCAGAAAUUUUAGUGGAUAUUGGCAAUAUUGAGAGAAGACUUAACAAUUUGAUUAAUGUUGAAGAAGUAAAAGAAAUAGGUUCAGAUAAAAAUGUUUUACAAGCAGGAGAUAUUGUUAUCCCUAAACUACAACCACGAAUGGGAAAUUUCUUUUUGAAUUUAGAACAUAAGAGAUAUAUUGCUUCUACUGAAUUAUUAGAAUACAAAAUAGCAAAUGAGAAUAAUCCAUAUUUUAUUUACUAUCUUUUCACUACCAAAACUUUUUUAUCUAGUUUAAGUCAAUUGGAAAGCGGAAAGACACACAGAAGAGUUAAUUCAGAAGACUUAUUAAAAAUCAAAGUUCCUAAGGUUCCAAAAUCUAUUCAAGACCAGGAGUUUAAUUUUGACUUAGAAAAAUUUGAGAAAGAUAAAGGAAGAAAAUUUUUUGAGAUAGAUUUUUUAAGCAUUUCAAAGAAUAAUUUGAUUAGGUUAAGCGGAAAAAGGGUUCCGAAAGGAGAAACAUUUUCAGAUGAAAAAACCGAUUAUUUUUAUUUAAGGCCUAAUGAAGUAAGUAUUCGGGGAAUAGAUAAAGAUAAUAUUCCUUAUUUGUCUGCCAAAAUUUACAAUCAAUUAAAAAGAUAUAAAAUUGUCUCUGGUGAGUUGUGCGUUUCUAUUGCGGGAACUAUUGGAAAGACUGCUUUGAUAAACACUGACAAUUUAGAAAUAGGAAAGGAAAAUCUGAUUUUAAAAUAUACAAUUAAACCUACUCAAAAACUUGGAAUUGAUAAAUGGAAACAUAUAAAAGUUCCUAGUAUUUCUUUGCCAAAGCAAGAAAAAAUUGUUAACGAAAUUAAAAAUGAACUUGAUAAGCAAGAGGAAGCAAAAAAAGAGGCGAAAGAUAAAAGAAAUAAAAUUGAUGAGAUUAUUACUGAUUAUUUAAAAAAAGACAAUUAA
Molecule: messenger RNA, 1878 nt
Organism: Funneliformis geosporum
Lineage: Eukaryota; Fungi; Glomeromycota; Glomeromycetes; Glomerales; Glomeraceae
Source: the annotation of a GenBank genome assembly